CAGAGCCGCAGAGCCCCGCGCGUGUCGCCCGCAGCCUCCGAGCCGCUGUCCAGGGCCCCAGCCUCGCCACCAUGAGAGUCCUGCGGGCGUGCCUGCUCCUCUGCGCCCUGGUCGUGAGCGACUCCGAAGGCAGCCAUGCACAUCAUCGAGUGUCUGAUGCAUCAAACUGUGGCUGUCUGAAUGGAGGAACAUGUGUGUCCUACAAGUACUUCUCCAACAUUCGGCGAUGCAACUGCCCGAGGAAAUUCCAAGGGGAGCACUGUGAGAUAGAUACAUCAAAAACCUGCUAUCACGGGAAUGGUCGCUCUUACCGAGGAAAGGCCAACACCGACACCACAGGUCGGCCCUGCCUGGCCUGGAACUCUGCUGCUGUCCUUCUGAAACCAUACCAUGCCCACAGACCUGAUGCCCUUCAGCUGGGCCUGGGGAAACACAAUUACUGCAGGAAUCCAGACAACCAGGCGUGGCCCUGGUGCUACGUGCAGGUUGGCCUAAAGCAGCUUGUCCAAGAGUGCAUGGUGCAUGACUGCUCUGUGGGAAAAAAGCCCUCCACACCUCCAGAAAAAUCAGAGUUUCAGUGCGGCCAGAAGGCUCUGAGGCCCCGCUUUAAGAUUGUUGGAGGAGAGUUCACCACCAUCGAGAACCAGCCCUGGUUUGCGGCCAUCUACAGGAGGCACCGGGGAGGCUCUGUCACCUACGUGUGCGGGGGCAGCCUCAUCAGUCCUUGCUGGGUGGUCAGCGCCACGCACUGCUUCAUCAAUCACAAAAAGAAGGAGGACUACAUGGUCUACCUGGGCCGGUCAAAGCUCAACUCCGUGACGCCCGGGGAGAUGAAGUUUGAAGUGGAGCAGCUCAUCUUGCACGAGGACUACAGUGCUGACACACUCGCGCACCACAAUGACAUUGCCUUGCUGAAGAUCCGAUCCAACACGGGCCAGUGUGCACAGCCAUCCCGAUCCAUACAGACCAUCUGUCUGCCCCCAGUGUAUGGAGAUGCCCGUUUUGGCACAAGCUGUGAGAUUACUGGCUUCGGAAAAGAGAAUUCCACCGACUAUCUCUAUCCAGAGCAGCUGAAAAUGACCGUUGUGAAGCUGGUUUCCCACCAGGAGUGUCAGCAGCCCCACUACUAUGGGUCUGAAGUCACCACGAGGGAGGACACGGGCGCCACCCAUGCUGACUGUCAUUUGUGCGGUGGGGUCAUCUCAUCAGCUGGGCCAAGAAAGAUCUUGUUCAAACUUGAGCAGCUCCAGCAUCAGGACUCAGAGACACUGAAAACAGGAAGCAUGAGCCCCACUGGCAGUUGA
Molecule: messenger RNA, 1304 nt
Organism: Galeopterus variegatus (Sunda flying lemur)
Lineage: Eukaryota; Metazoa; Chordata; Mammalia; Dermoptera; Cynocephalidae
Gene: PLAU
Product: plasminogen activator, urokinase
Exons: 11
Coding region: 72-1304 (410 amino acids)
Biological process (GO): regulation of cell adhesion mediated by integrin; fibrinolysis; plasminogen activation
Molecular function (GO): serine-type endopeptidase activity
Source: RefSeq, a predicted model, not a curated record